GCUGAAUGCAGAGGCGGACUUUGACACCUAGAUGCGAUAGAAUCUUGGAAAGGCAACUGUGGGUAUCAGUCAGAUGCUUAGUCGGGAGGGUCCAGGAUGUUCAGCAGUACGAAGCACGUUCUGGCAAUCUUCCUCCUCGUCAACAUCGUCGGUGGUAACGAGAUUGAAACAUCGAAGACAGUAGAAGUAGACCCUUCCUCUGGAACAGUCUGGCCGAAGCCCCAGGUCCUGAAGACGUCAGCUCGUCAAUAUAUCAUUGACUCUUCGACCUUCAAGUUUCGGCUGGCAAGCGAAGUCUCAAAAUGCGACAUACUAGCGGAGGCGCUUAAGAGGUACAGACAACUCUUCUUCCUACCAGACUGUCCAAGCCAACGGUGCCAGCCAGACGUAGAUUCAUGGAACAGUCCUCCAGCAGAGACGUUGACCCAGCUGCAGAUACAUAUGACCACGUGUGAGGUGCAGCCACAUUUAAACAUGGACGAACGCUACAUAAUACAACUGAGCGCUUCACAGCCCGAUGCCCGGUUGGUUGCAAACACGACCUGGGGCAUACUACGAGGACUGGAGACGUUCAGCCAACUCAUUCGGACCGUCAAUGACACACACUUCCUGAUCAGCGCUACCUACAUCGAGGACUUCCCCAGGUUUCCUCAUCGAGGGCUCUUGAUCGACUCUUCGAGGCAUUUUCUUCCGUUACGGACAAUUGUACAGACUUUGGACGCCAUGGCCUACAACAAAAUGAAUGUCCUCCAUUGGCACAUUGUGGACGAUCAGUCGUUUCCUUACGUCAGUUCCCGGUUUCCAGCCAUGAGCGAGAAGGGAGCGUAUGAUCCCAGGACGCAUAUGUACAGUCCCAAAGACGUUCGUUACGUCAUUCAGGAAGCUGCGCUUCGUGGAAUCCGUGUGAUUGCCGAGUUUGAUACACCAGGUCACACUCAAUCGUGGGGCAAAGCAUAUCCAAGUCUACUGACCACGUGCUACGACGGAGGACGCCCAACAGGCACCUAUGGCCCCAUCGACCCAUCGAGAAAGGAAAACUACGUAUUUCUACAGCGGUUCUUCCAGGAAGCAGCUCAGGUCUUCCCAGACAAGUACAUCCAUCUGGGAGGCGAUGAAGUCAGCUUCGAUUGCUGGAGAUCCAACCCGAACAUCACUGCUUUUAUGAAACAGCAAGGCAUGGAGGGCAACUACAACCAACUGGAACAGUUCUAUGUUCAGAAAGUCGUGAACUUAGUGGAAACGCUUCAGAAGAGCUAUUUUGUGUGGCAAGAGGUGUUCGACAACGGCGUUCAGCUUGCAGAAGAAAGUAUAAUUCACGUAUGGAAGGAACCUCAUGAAGAUGAGAUGUGGCAAGUUACCAGCCAGGGUUUCCGAGUUUUGCUGUCAUCGUGCUGGUACCUGGACUAUAUCUCCUACGGCGCAGACUGGAAAAAGUACUACCUGUGCGAUCCCCAGGAAUUUCACGGCUCUCCGCAGCAGAACAGUCUUGUGAUGGGAGGCGAAGCUUGCAUCUGGGGAGAAUACGUGGAUGCAUCGAACCUCAUCAGCCGCACUUGGCCCCGUGCAUCCGCAGUAGCUGAGCGACUCUGGAGUCCCGCCUCCGCAAGCGACGUUGAUGAAGCCACGCCCCGGUUCAAGAACCUGCGAUGUCUCAUGCUCAAACGUGGACUCACACCUGAACCGCAGGAAGGACCUGGAUUCUGCCCAUGCGACUACGUCGUGAAGCAUCCUUAGGCGAUGAACAUCAGGCAGUUUAGCGCUAAUGGGCGCAAGGUUAUUUCUUCGAGGAGGAAGAUUCUAACAGCUUGUUUAAUGCUGCUCUCGGAUGACUGGGUUUAAAUGACUCUGGGUUUAAUGACACAAAGGCGGCAAUCGAUCAUAUAUCAUCGUCAUAUCAUCGUCCCAAACUGAAUCCUCAGAGCAUGAUGUGGAUAGGUGAAUACAGAACAAAAAACUGCUGCGACAAAUCAAAGUGAACGACAUAAAUAAUCCGUUGGUAUACA
Ornithodoros turicata is the source of this 2003-nucleotide messenger RNA. RefSeq names its product beta-hexosaminidase subunit alpha-like. Gene Ontology annotation, cellular component: lysosome; membrane. Gene Ontology annotation, molecular function: beta-N-acetylhexosaminidase activity. Bases 97 to 1734 code for a protein of 545 amino acids. Gene Ontology annotation, biological process: ganglioside catabolic process; glycosaminoglycan metabolic process; carbohydrate metabolic process. The transcript has 14 exons. NCBI's taxonomy places the organism in Eukaryota, Metazoa, Arthropoda, Arachnida, Ixodida, Argasidae. The record is from RefSeq and is a predicted model, not a curated record.